GUCAAAUCAUGCUGCUUGUCAGUCAGCUUUCAAAAGAGUGGGCGGUUCUCCCAGAGUUCCAUGUAAAUAACAGAGACAUGUUUCCUGCUGGGAAAUGAGAUAUGAGACAAAACAUGCAGUCUCCCUCCUCUCUCCAUCCACAGGGUAAUGAGUGUGGAUUUUUCACAUAUUUCUGCAAGAACAAAAUGUUUCAGCAUGUUAAUUGUAUGCGGCCACAUGGAAUGAAUGAGAAACUUUCUCUCUGAAGGGAAUUAGAUGGCUUGUGUUAAAGUUUAUUUGUGCUCCAACCCAGAAGAAUCUGUGGUUGAGAGGAGGUUACUAAGGCAGAGAGUUUUCCCCAGACUGAGGGAAUACUGCAGAUGCACGUACGGAGUCGAGUUCAGAGGUAUUGACCCGUAUGAAGCAGCAGAACCCAAAAACUGGCCUUCGCAGAGGAAACGACUGCAAAUUCUGGAGGACUGCAGGAAGAAUUCUCUGGGGCCUUUCUUUGUGGGGUUGGUGGGUGAACAGUAUGGAGAUGCAUGUUUACCUGAGCAGAUCGAAGCCUCUGAGUUCCAGCAUGUUCUCAAAGUAUGCCAGCAGAUGGGCCUUAGGACUGAGAUUUUGGAGAGAUGCUACCAGAGAGAUGAAAAUGCCAUUCCUCCCUCUUUCUGUAUUCUAAAUCCAGCAGGACAUUUGAAACACUCUGGUGUCCAGCGAGAGAAUCCAAAUGAAGAGAACAACUGGUGCGAGGUUCUUCCAGAGGUGAGGAGAAUCCUUCAUGAUGUUGUGACCCAGUGUGUUCAGGAGGGGAUUAUGACACAUGAAGAAGCUCAGAAAUAUUUCCGAUCAGCUCUUGAAAACGACAUCCGCUAUGCAUAUGAAGACCAUUCCAGUGAAGAUAUUGCAAGAUGUCUUUGCUACGUUCAUAAAAUAACUAACCCAAGGAAAGCAAUUGGAUUGCCUCCAGAGAAACAAGCCCAGUUGCACCAGCUGACCCAGCUCCGAGACCACUUCCUGCCAAGCAUGGUUGCUUUCCACAAAGCCCAGGUGUACAGCACCACCACGAAGUGCAAUCAUGGUUACACACCUGAGAUGAGGCUCAACUUCGCUGUUGGUCUGAGUGAGCAGCUACAUACAGAUCUCAAGAGACUCAUUGACAGUGCUGUCUCAAAUGAGAGGGCUGUUACAGUCGAUGAAUUUGGCCAGAGAGAUCUGUGCCGCAUCUUUUCUUCUCUUUACAGAAUUGAACGGGCAGAAGUCGAACAUGUCAAAUCAUACCUAGAGGGAAAAAGUACAAAAUUUCCCUUCAUACUCAACGGUAGACCAUGCUCAGGCAAAACUGUGCUUCUGGCUCACUGUGCAAGUCAGGCAUCCGUAUGGUUGAAGAACCUGGAUCCCGAGAUCCUUGUGUACUUCAUAGAUGUCAACAACUCACUGAGACAGCUUCUCAAAAACAUUUGUAAAAGGGUUGAUUCAAGUAGUACCUGUGUCAACAACAUCUUUCAGCUAAAAGAAAAUUUCAAAAGACUCCUGACCGCAAGAUCACCAUCCAAGAAUCCUUUGGUGCUCAUCAUAGAUGGUCUUGACCAACUGCCAAAGACUGAUGGACAACUCGACUUGACAUUACUUCCCGAGUCAUUAGCUCCAAAUGUAAAGCUUCUCAUUUCUAUAAAUGUAAACCGGCUUGAUCUUCUUGCUACUCUGAAGAAGUAUUACCCAGAUUCAACUGUGUUCUGUGAGCUGCAUGAAGUAGAAAGUAAAAGCUGCAGCCAGCUUCUGACAAGACUUCUUCAGGAGUCCAACAGAAAGAUCACCUCAGGCCAACAGAUGUAUGUGAAUCAGGCUUUUAAGAAAUGCUCUGUCUCACUAUAUGUGGAACUCCUUCACAGACAGACGAUCCACUGGAAGUCAGAGUUUGAGAUUACGGAGAACUCUCUGGUCCAAGAGGUCCAUAAUAACAUUGUUCUGAUGUUUGAUCAUCUGGAGAAGAAGCAUGGGAAAACUGUAGUCUCCAAAGCUUUAAGCUAUCUUACCUUGGCCAGGUACGGCAUGACCGCAGCUGAGCUGACUGAUGUUCUUUCUUGUGAUGAUGAAGUUCUCGCAUCUUUCCUUCCACCAGGCGAUAGCGUACCACUUACAGUGAGGGUUCCUGAAGUUUUUGUGGAAAGUCUUCUUUCAGACCUGAAGGGGUGUCUAGUGCUGAGGAACAUUUUAGGUACCCAAACUCUUUUCUGGGUCAGCAGACACUUCCCCUUGGUCGUAUGUAAGAGGUACCUGUGCUCAGAGGAAACAAGUCAGAAGAUACAUCAUGUGCUGUUAGACUAUUUUAGUGGCUCCUGGGCAAAUGGCACAGCAAAGCCUUUGAUCGUCAAUGAAGACAUGAAAAUGCCAAGCUCUUCAGAUGCCCCACAGAAUAUUAACAUUGACAGGCAAGUACCAAGUCAACCUUGGAUUUUUUCUCCUCCUUUCUAUAUCUCUGCUGCCAAGAGUCCAUCAGCAAGAACACAUCCCAAUUUGAGGAAACUCCACAUACUCCCUUUCCAUUUGUUGAAAAGUGGGAGAAUUGAGGAGCUUGGUAACCAAAUGAUUUCUCAGCAAUACCUUCAGGCAAUGCUGCAAGCAGAACUGGCUGACGAACUGUUCCUGUGGCUUGAGAGGACAUCUCAAUUGCUGUUUCCCAGGGAACUUCAGCUACUCCACAUCAUCUUGAGAUCUUCAGCUUGUCUGCUGAGGAACAACCCUGCCGAUCUGCCAACAGUACUGCAAGCCAAACUUAUUCCUUUUCUGAAUGUUUUUCCUACAUUGGAAGAAUGUGCCAAUCCGCCAAGGUCUGAAGGUAUUAUCCCAAAAAAUGGAGUGUAUACUGUGUUGCCUCCAGUUCCUGCAGUACCUUACACCCACUGUACACCGCAAGAGUCGACAGCUUCCCGAAUCAUACAGUCAACUGGAUCUUCCUGUGGCACUGUGGUGGUUGUACUGGAGAAUGGUGCUGCUUGGGUUUGUAAUGGAGGUAUAUUUGAAGGCUUCAGACUAACCCAAUCCUCUAAACUGCAUUUCACGAGUGUCAGUAGCUCUGGAAACAAAUUCCUUCUGAGCACCCAUUGUGGUAAACUUAUCUUGUGGGAUGCAGGUGUUAACACAAAGCCUCAAGAAAUUCAAACCCAAAACAGGGAGAACACCAUUCUUGAGGGUGUCUUGGUGUCUAAUGACAAACUCUUUGUAUGGUGGAGAGGACAAAACAUUGUUAAUGUAUUUGUCGAUAGAGAGGAACAGACCGAACUGCACUGCACUUAUGAGAUAACCUGUGUGACAUGUUCUGAGGAAGGUGAUAUAAUUUACUGUGGACAGAAAGAAAGUUCUGUGACAAUAUUUGAUUGGUCCAAUGGUCAGCUUCUAGCCACCUUUACUUGUCCAAAAGAAAUGCCAUUAAUUGAUAUGAUUCUCUCUGAGGGUGACGGGAUGAUUACAUGUGUAGAUCAAGCAGGAAACAUGUUUGCUUGGAAUCUUAAGAUCAUAACAGAACCAGUUCUGAUUUGUGAGAACCACUGCACAACCCAGGGGAAGGUGUUAAAUACAGACUACAAAGGGGACAAUGUUCUCCUAAUAUGUAAAAAGCAACAAAUGCAACUCAUUGACAUUCAUCAAACUGAUGUACUUGACCAAUUCAAUCCCCCAAAAGGCAAAACAUUUAAGAAAGCCAUAAUGGAUCAAAACUCACGCUUCAUCCUUGCUUUACUGUGCAAUUGCCCGUUUCUGCUGGUCUGGAAUUGUGCCUCUGGACAGUGUGUGUUGAGUCUGGACACUGCAAACUGUCAAGCUGUUAAACUUCUGAAAUGUGGGGCCACUUACCUGGCAGCAAUAACAAGCAUAAGUGUUCUUAUUUGGGACAUGGAUCUCAUUACAGCUUCAGCAUUGGCACCAAAAUCUGGAAAGAGGGUGGAGAUGGUGGCUGUGGGAUCUCAUGGAGAAAGUUGUUACUCUUCGGAUGGCUCCAAACUUAUUUGGAAGUGGGGGGUAUCAAGUGGCAAAUUAGAAGGCCACUUCCUUCACCAAGGUACUGUGGAGUCUAUGUCUGUCUCUGGAGAUGGCAACUACCUUGUGAGUAUUGCAACUGGAGACAUAUAUGUCUGGGAAACCAGUAGUGGGGGAAAUAUUUACAGAAUCUCUAAUAGUCAAGCUUACAAGGUUCUAAUAACACCCAAGGGCAACUCCGGAGUUGCACUAUCAGAGACAGGUCCAUCAAGGGUGUGGAAAUUGCAGAAUGGACAUGGGAUUUGCAGCAUUCAUCUUCAUCUCAGAAAUGCCACCAUUUCUCCAGAGAGCACCUUCCUUUUAGGACUUCACAGUGGGGAUCUCUUGGCUGUUAGCCUCUGGUCUGGUAAUGUAAGCAAAUGCUUCUCAUGCUCUGACCGGUCACAUGUUGUUGCUUUCCAUUCUCUGCUUGACCAUCCAGAUUACGUGAUUGUAUCUUCAGCCUCAGGCGAUGUAUACUCCUGGAGGUUAACAGAGGAUACUAUUUGUCAUCAAUUCCAGCUGCCAGACUCUUUUUUGUGCCAACCGGAGAUAUUUAGACUAUCAUCAGAUGGAGGUUAUGCCCUCCUUUCAAUAUCUGAAUCCACUAUAAACAUCUUAGAUUUCUCCAACAGUAAACUGUGCUCUUUGAGAACCGAAGGACCUGUUCUGCAACAAUAUGCAUCUGUAGGUGUUUUUGGACAAUAUGUGGUCUAUAUAUGUUUCUCCUCUCUGGUGUGCCAAAAUAUAUCCUGUGAUCUCCAUGAGAAGCCGAUGCUGGUAGCCAUACGUCUGACUGAUGGGGAGACCGUAGGCAGGUUCUAUUUGUGCAAGAACCCCUCUACUAUGACUGUUUCUGAGGAUUUUUUUGUGUAUGUGGGGUUUCAGGAUGGCUCUGUUGGGGUUUAUUCUGUUAAUGACACCAAGAAAGGUAAAAGCAGCUGGAAGGAGGAUGUUCUAAGCCCAACACAUUUGUGUCCAAUGGAUGAGCAAUUGAUUUGGUCACCUCUAGAAAAACCUAACCUUACUUGGGUUGAAUUGCCCCUGCAGUUGUAUUAAAUAAUUCCAGUGUGUAGUUCUUUUACAAUGUUCUAAAGUGCUAAGACCGCAUUUGUAAUAUGUGUUAUACAUAUGUUUAUCAUAUUAAAAAAUGUAAAUAUGUUCACUUGUCUCAUACCUCAGGAUUCAAUAAGAUGAGAAAGCAGGUGUGAAAAUUAAGCUGUACAAUUUUAUACAAAAUAAAAUUCUCUCAUGGAGUAUCACA
Molecule: messenger RNA, 5257 nt
Organism: Sinocyclocheilus anshuiensis
Lineage: Eukaryota; Metazoa; Chordata; Actinopteri; Cypriniformes; Cyprinidae
Product: NACHT and WD repeat domain-containing protein 2
Exons: 7
Coding region: 256-5052 (1598 amino acids)
Molecular function (GO): protein binding
Source: RefSeq, a predicted model, not a curated record